AAGUCAUCCAACCCAGACGCUCACGGUCUCACAGCUGUCAAUCUGCAGCCUCCCACGUGGUCAGCAGGGCGGGCGCAUCUCAACUAGUUCAACGUGAAACUUUUAGGAGGCAAACAAUUGGACCCAUUGGUAGUUGCAAUUGCACAUCCAUGUAGGAUACUCCCCAACAGGAAACAACGACCCGCAACUUAGUAGGCGCCUGUUCUUUGGUUUGCAUCCAGAUCGCUCCCAUCUGUGUCUGGCGUAACCCCAGUGCGCACUGCUGCUGCCUCUUGUUCCAAUUUAAGACAGUGCUUUGAACCCCGAGUCCAGAGUACCGUAGUUAGUGUUGUGAGUGAGUUAGGUGCGCUGCUUAGUUAGUCCGCGGAGGCUGAUUACAAUUUGGUUGCAACAAAACGAGGUGUUUUGCUUUGUUUUCAUCAAGAGGACUUUGAAGCAGGAUUUCAGCAUGGAUACAGCCAACGGCUCUAUCGGGGAAACUAAGCCGGUGUGUCAGUGUGCGUCCAAGCCCGCGGUCCAGCGGUGGCUUCCAGGUUUUCCCAUCGCACUGUGCUUGCUGAUGUCCCUGAGCUCCGUCACCGUGUGUCUUCUGAUGAGCUUCAAGACCUACGAGCUGGAGAACCGACUGCAGAUGGAGAUGAACAAAGCGUCUGUCUUCCACCCGCCACACAGAGAUUUUCUAAACACGGAUGGGACCCUUGUUCCAGAGCUGAGCACCCCAAUAGGGAGGCUGGUGGAAGAGAAAGUGGUGGUGCUGAUGCCGAAAUUGCGGACAACUAGGGAUGUUGGCCAAGAGUGCUCCUGUCCUCCAGGGCCUCCAGGGAAGCGUGGAAGGAUGGGAAGAAGAGGGGAACCUGGUCCUCCCGGCAAAUCUGGACGGGAUGGAUACCCGGGUCCACUUGGCUUAGAUGGAAAACCAGGUUUACCAGGUCUCAAGGGAAGCCAGGGACCAGCCGGCCCCAAGGGAGAAAAGGGUGACCAAGGAGACAUUGGGCCAAGGAUGGUUUUCCCCCGAUAUGACCAUAGCUUUCUCUCUGGAGAGCAGUCCAACACCUUUCAGAGACGCUUUCUGAAGGGUGAUCAAGGCCAGGCUGGACCUGCUGGUCCUCCCGGUCCCCCAGGUCCCCCUGGUCCUCGAGGCCCCCCCGGGAAUACAGGAAAGGACGGGCCACGUGGCCCUGCUGGAGAGCCGGGUUUUCCAGGUCGAGAUGGCAUUGAGGGGUCAAAUGGAUUGCCUGGGAAGCCGGGAGAAGACGGUGAACCCGGCUAUCCAGGACCACAGGGUCCUCCGGGAGCAAAGGGCGAGCCAGGUAUGGGAGAAAAGGGAGAGAGAGGCAUGGAUGGACUCCCAGGAUUGAAGGGAGAUAAAGGGGAAAUAGGACUGCAAGGACCACAAGGACCCAUGGGUUAUCCUGGUGAAAAAGGUGCCACAGGCUCUUCAGACAUCAUCGACUUCAAUGGGAAGCUUCUAGAUGCUUUCCAGGCUAUCAACACCAUCAGUGUUUCGGGUCCACCUGGACCACCUGGAUCCCCCGGCCGCCCAGGCGAAAAGGGUGAGCUUGGUUUGCCCGGACCAGCAGGAGUCGACGGAGAGAAGGGACCUAAAGGUGACCUGGGAGAAAGAGGACCACCUGGCGAGAGAGGAGAGAAGGGAGAGAUGGGGCUCUCUGGGCCGACUGGUAUGGACGGACCGAAAGGAGAGAAAGGUGACUGCAGAAUGGAUGACAACCUGGUUCAGAUGAUCUCCCAGCCAGGCCCACCUGGUCCACCUGGCCCGCCAGGGGUUCCUGGGUCCCCCGGAUCCAUGGGGCUGCAUGGAAUGCCUGGUCCUAAGGGCGAGCCUGGAUUUGGGAUGAAGGGAGAGAAGGGCGAAGCUGGUACUCAUGGAUCUCAAGGAUUAGAUGGGCGGCCGGGCUCACCUGGGCCUGCAGGGUUAGUUGGUCUUCCAGGUGCCAAGGGAGAAAAAGGCAGACCAGGGGAGCCUGGACUAGAUGGUUUCCCGGGUAUGAUGGGAGAUAAAGGUGACCGAGGGGAAAGAGGAGAAAAGGGUGACAGGGGAACAGUGGGAAAGCGAGGUCUAAAGGGCCAGAAGGGAGAGCAGGGUCCUCCAGGCCUAGAUCAGCCUUGUCCUGUGGGGUGUGUUGAGACUAAAGGUCUUUCUGAGGAGGCAAGGCUUUCUUCCCCUCAACCUCCACCUCUUCCUCCUUCCGGCCCUGAGGCCCCCUGUCCUGUGGGUCAUGAUGGGCUGCCCAUACCAGGCUGCUGGCACAAGUGAUGACUAACCAGCAGCAUGGAAUCUGUACAUAUUGAUAUGGUAUAUAUUGGAAAUACUACACCAACAACCCACUUUUCCCUGUUUGUUUUUUUUUUCACAUAAAACUUUUUAUAUAAUAUAUUGAGAUUUUUUUAACAAGGACAUUUUUGAAUCUACAGUAUUAUGAAAACUUUUUUUUUUUAAACUCUAGAGAUCGAGUGUUGUUGUGAAUGCAGCUAUGGUUUUGAGAAGAAAAAAAACUGAACUGGCAGUGGGACUCUUACUUUGAAGGACAGUCCAGAUGACAGUGUUGGAGUGCCUUGACGUUCUAGCUGCCUUACUAACAAAGUCUGACUUGCUGCCUGAUUGUAAUCAUGAACGCUGUAUGGAUAUGACAGUGUGUGCACUCACCCAGUUCUGGCGGAUGGUUGGAUGCUUGGCUGUGGCAGAUGGAGGAAUGUGGGUCAGUACUCUCCUCUCCUCUCUCUGUUUUCUAAAAGGAGGAAAUGGCAAAACAGAAGCUCAAACGCAAGCGUCUCUCCCAGCCCUGAACGGGUUCGGGGCCUGGUGGAGAAAGGACACGUAGAAAGGCAGAGAGCACAAGGGGGCAGGUUGGCCUUAAUGAAGAAGAGCGAGCCAUGUAAUGCCUCGGUGUCAUACUGAACACUCAGAUCCUCCAUUAUGGAGACUCUCCAGGAGGGGGGGCAACAGAGAACACUGCAUCUUCACAUUCACCUGAGAAGAAAAGACACACCUGUGGCUGGUGAUGUUGCGCAAUAGCUUGAUAACCGGUCAAAGUUAUUUGGGAGUCACUGUCGUCACUGGCACAUAAGGAAGGAUUAACUGCACAGAUACAUUGAACAUGUUGUGGUGAUCUCUUGUAUGGCUCUUUUGUAAAAGGUUUUCACUAAUUAGAUGCAUGAUCAUAACAAGGCACAGUGUUGUUUUAGCAUCCUGACAGCGUGUAUGACUUGUGGUCCCUCACUGAAACCUCAAACGACAGUAGAUUAAUUUUUAUUUGCAUUUAAAAAGUCUUUCCAUUUCAACAAGCCACUCAGAUAAGUCUACCUUUUUAUGGCUUACACAUGUGGCAGUGGUGACUUGUGUGUUUUAUUUUAUUUGUUAUAUUCUUACCAUGUUUUUUUUUGUCCAGUUACAUUUUGCAUUCCUGUGCAUUGCCAUGGUUGUGGAAUAUAUAGAUAGUGAAAUUUCAAGGCCAGAUCUGAAGGAACCAUUUACAGUAUUCAUGAUAAACCAGUGUUUCAGUUGCCAGUCAAAUUAUUUCCUUAAUUGUUUUCAGUGUAACUGAUACUUUUCUUUUUUUUUUGACUGAUCAUUAUCCUUUAAUCACUGAUGAAGACAUGUGUAAUUAAUGUUGCCAGUUUCUCUGGACAACAGUGUACGUUUUUUUGCUGCUGACUUAAAUGUGUGUUGUUUGUUUGAUAUUUUGAAUCAAUAUUAGUCAUUUGGACUGAAGGACUAACAGACUAAAGUAUGAAAUUUGAAUCAAUUGUAUCAUUCUUUUUUGGGAGAUUAGUCAUUUUUAUUCAGCAAUACACCUUAGUGUUUAUAACUGUCGGUUAUUUUUGCAUUUUGUGUAUGUGCUUUCAUCACAAACAGUUUUAGUCUUUGCGAUCAGAUGACUUUUAUUGGUGUGUUUUGGUCUUUGUCAUACAUUUUUUCUCAGAUGGAAUAAUGUUCAUGGUGCUUAAAUACUUUUAUGUACCCAUUUAAAGCUCUACUCUGCAUAUUCAUAUGCAAAACCACACACACACGUCCAUAGAUACACAUGCAUUGUCAUGCUGAACAUAGGAAGAAAUUGCACUUGUACUAUUUUCAAAUAUUUGGCUAAAUGUAUACAGGACAGAGAUUAUAUGAAUCAUUAUUUAGUUCUGGAUGCAAAGACAUGGACAUGAAUGGGAAAUUGUGUUUAUGUUUCAUAAUAGACAUCUGUAUAUUCUACAAUGGUAUUAGUUGCACUUUCUGAUAUAAUAUGAAUAAUAUUCAGCAUUUUUUUAAGGCAGAAUACAUAUUCAGAUUCAGAUUAAUCUCUAUGGCACGACUGACGAACAACCAUUUACAACACGUGUAUGUUUUAUUGGUUAGCAGCACAGGGUGCUAAACGUUUCUAAUUCCAAUAAUUGCCCAUAAACAACCACAAACAUCGCAACAUUUUAACAUUUCAAACAGGGUCAGUAUUACUGUUUUUUGAUGUUUUGUUUUUAGUUUUUUUUUUCAGGUGAAGAACAUAAUGUUGGUUUGUGAUGUAUUAAAAUGGAAUUUGUUAUUCCAAUAAUUAGUUCAAAGGGCAAUGCACUAGAAGGAUAACAGUGUUGGUUCAGUUCAUGCUGAAUCCAGAAAACACACAGUACAUUGGUAACGCUGACUUCCUCUUUAAUUAAACACAUCUGCAAGCUCACUUGCAGACUGGUUCAUGUUAUGUCGCAAGUCAUGAUGUAGGCCACAUAUCCCAGAAAUGACAGUGUAACAUAACCUCUUAUUAACUUUAUUUUUUGCAAAAAAUCAUUUUACAAAUCUGAAUUACUGACAUCACACAAAACAAUUUCCAUAUCAGUGAGAUAAAUAUGAUGUGAAGUUCCAUUCAGUGUUUUAAGUUUAGAUGGGUGUGGUAAGAAAAAGUACACUGCACCACUUGUUUAUGAGGUUAAAGUUUUCAAUAAAAUAAAAAUCUGUGGAUGAGCUGCAUAUCAUUUGGCUGAAAUAAAACCGCUGACAUCCAAAUGUAAUUUGAGAAUCAUAAAA
Messenger RNA from Larimichthys crocea (large yellow croaker), 5017 nucleotides. It is a transcript of the gene col23a1a, whose product is annotated as collagen type XXIII alpha 1 chain a. The record is from RefSeq and is a predicted model, not a curated record. Bases 449 to 2275 code for a protein of 608 amino acids. NCBI's taxonomy places the organism in Eukaryota, Metazoa, Chordata, Actinopteri, Sciaenidae. The transcript has 32 exons.